Molecule: messenger RNA, 3706 nt
Organism: Clupea harengus (Atlantic herring)
Lineage: Eukaryota; Metazoa; Chordata; Actinopteri; Clupeiformes; Clupeidae
Product: NACHT, LRR and PYD domains-containing protein 1 homolog
Exons: 3
Coding region: 297-1886 (529 amino acids)
Biological process (GO): regulation of apoptotic process
Molecular function (GO): protein binding
Source: RefSeq, a predicted model, not a curated record
ACAUCUGUUAUAUGAUUAUCACUCAAUUCUAAUAUGCAUAAGGAUCGAUGUCUUGGCUGGGCGGUCCAUCUAUCUGUGGUCCAUUCAACAACAUUUGUGUGUGUGUGAGAGAGAGGGGGGGAGAGAGUAAGUGAAAUACUAAUAAUAUAAAUUAAUUGUAUGUAUGUGGGAGUCUUUUUUCUUUGAUGGUUAUAUGAGACAGAGCUUCAGGAGCAUCUAGGCUGUGUAAAUCUGUGUGUGUGUGUAUCCAUGUGUGUUUGUAUCCCUGAGUGUGUGUGGGAGGGGAUAGAGGAUUGAUGAUUAAUAUUCAGAUGUAUCAUGAUGUUUCUCCCAGGCUGUAUAAAUGUAACCUGACAGAGAAGAGCUGUUCCUAUCUGGCCUCUGCCCUGACCUCACACUCCUCAAGUCUCACACAGCUGGACCUGAGGGGCAAUAACCUGAGGGCAUCAGAUGUUGAGCAGCUCUCUGCUCUAGUGGAGGACCCCCACUAUAAACUGGAGACACUAACUUGGGAUGGUGGUACCUUCAGAAGGGAGAGUCCAGCAGCAGCAGCAGCAGCCUCUGCUAGCAGCUCCCACUCCUCAGAUGCUGCAGAGCUGCACCUCACAGACAAAACCCAGCAGGAUCCAGGAGCACAGCUGCUCUCUGAUGACACUCCCAACAGCGAUGACCGACAGAGGAGCUGUGAAUCCUGUGCUGAAGUUCCAGACACCAACCACUGGGUCCUGGUGGAACCUGAAGUCUAUACAGAGAAGAGCAUCUCAACCUACAGCCUGAGCUCUCCUGCAGGGAGCUAUGAGUGCUCAGAGUCUGGUCUGCGCUGGUCGUGUGCCGGUCCAGUCACCCUGCAGUACUGCUUCACAGACUGGCAUGUCUAUGCUGAAGAGCUGGCCCACAUGCAGUUCAGACCAGCUGGUCCUCUGAUGGACAUCAGCCUCAUGUCAGGAGAGCUGGAGGAAAUCCAUCUGCCACAUUUCCUGUGUUUGGGGGGUUGUGAGGCAUCUGUGCGUGAUGCUGUGAGGAUCCUGCAUGGGCGGGACAGCGGAGUGUGUGUGGAGGUGUGCGAGCUGACCCGACACCAUGCCAGGCUUCUCCACCCCUCCUUCUCUCUGUUAGGGCUGGUGUACAUGUACAUGAUGGAACUGUUUUCUCCCAAAGUCCACUGUGAGCUGUUGCUCUUCUGCACCCGCGCCACUCCCCUGACUCUCCACGCCUACCUGGUGCCCAAAGACCCGGCUCAUAUCCAGGACAUCCACGAGGUGGAGAAGCCUGAUGGGGUGAGGAUCCGCAAACCCGGCACCGUGGGCCCGCUCCAGCUGGAGGCCAGUGUCCACGUGAGGACGUCGUGCCGGUCGGAGAUCCUCCCUGAGAUGAUGAACCUGUGGCCACUCUCCACUGCUAACUUCUGUGAGGUUUACAUGGAGCAGCCAGAGGAGGGCUUUGAUAUGGAGGUCAUCAGCUCUCAGCACACAGAGCCCAUCUGGAGAGCCAAGAUCCGCAGAAACGACUACUUGCAGCCCAGCAGGAGCCCAGGACAGGUCGGCAGCCAGGGGGCAGCUGGCUUUGUGGACGAGAACAGGGCAGAGCUCAUCAGCAGGGUGACAGAGGUGAUGCCCAUAGCUGACGAGCUCCUCUCCCAGGGAGUCAUCGUCCGGGAGACCUACUCUAACAUCGAUGCUGCUCCCACCAGUGAAGUCAAAAUGAGGGUCCUUUAUGAGGGCCUGCACUCAGCUGGAGCUCAGGGAAAACUGGCCUUCUACAGGAUCCUUCAGGCACAGCAGAGCCUCCUAGUGGAGGAACUGUGGAUGAUGACAGCAGGACACCCAGCCUGCCAGACUCUACUAUCAUCUCAGAGAUCCUGCCAGAUACUGCUCAUCUUUCCUUGAGAUUCUGGGUGUUUCUCAGUCAAGAAUGCUUUCUUGGUAGGAUGGGUCCUUUUGAGACCUUCCAAUUCGGGUCCUUCAAAAGCUAGGCAAGACUCCUUCCUAGCAUUCAGAGAACAAACAAUGAAACAGUCUAGCGAGUGUGCAGGUGUGCAUCAUUGAAAAGUUCCCAACUCCAAAUUCCGCACCACUUUUUUGUAAAAAGUCUCUGGGCUUAGUUGAUAUUUGGUGAUACAAAUACCCAAACAGACGGGAUUUUACAUUUUAUUCCAUUAGGCACUCAUCAUAUUCACGGAUUGACCUCUUGUUUACACCGAGAGAAGAAAACACACAGGAUAAUAGACUGUAAAAUACCUCCAAUCACCCUCUCAGACCACUCCCCGUUGUUGGUUGAAUGGGAUUUAGGCCAAAAAAAAAAACUUUAAAAGCUGGAGGCUGAAUACAUCUCUCCUCAAUGACCCCACUGUUGUUCAGUUGGUAAGAACGGAACUGAAUUACUAUGUGGAACUUAACACCAAUCCAGAAACGUCUCCAUUAAUACUCUGGGACUGAGCUAAGGCUUACUUGAGGGGCCGUAUUAUAGCUUUUUCUAGUGCUAAAAGGAAGGAAAAAGAAGCUGAAUGUAGAUAACUAGAAAUCAAAAUAGAGCUCUUGAACAACAACACAAAAUCACACACUGUCAAGACACACUGUGUUCCCUGAUAAAGACACGCAGGGCACUAGACACCUUACUUUCAGAAAAAGCAGAGGGAUGUUUGCGAUAUACCAGACAAAGAUACUAUGAACACGGAGCGAGGGCGAGCUGUUUACUGGCAUUUCAGCUAAGGAAACAGCAGUCCUCUCCAGUGGUAAUGAAAGUUAAAACUGAUAACCCAAGUACAUUUGUGACCGAUCUAGAACAAAUUUCAGAAGCCUUUGCAGAUUUUUAAAAGAAGCUUUACACCAACAUGGGGGUGUCCACAUGUGACGAUAAGAUAAAAAACUCUCUAGACCAAAUCAAUUUAACACAACUGUCCGAUGAUGCAAAGGGAAAUUUGGAACUUCAGGAAGUAAUUUCAAACCUUAGAAAUAAUAAGACCCCAGGCCCAAAUGGCUAUAUUAAUGAGUUUCAUAAAACAUUUAGAGAUGUAUUAUCCCCUCUCCUAUUACAAGCUUACAACUGUUUGUUGAAAACAAGGAAGCUUGCCCCAUCAUGGAGUGACGCUAUUAUCACUGUUAUACCCAAAGAGGGCAGAGACCCCACUGAUUGUGGUGGAUAUAGGCCCAUCUCCCUCCUUAAUGGAGAUCUACAUAUACUCACAUCUAUUCUCUCUAGCAGAUUAAAUAAAUAUGUCCCCGACAUAAUACAUCCAGACCAAACAGGGUUAAUCCCAGGCCGCUAUUCAGGUAACAACAUCCGCAGACUUCUUAAUGUCAUGAGCUAUGCAGCCUCCCAGGGCUCAGAAGCUAUGGUGCUGUCAUUAGACGCUGAAAAAGCAUUUGACCGUGUGUCAUGGAAAUAUUUUUUCCAAGCCUUGGCACGAUUUGGAUUUGGUGAUAAUUUCAUCCCAUGGAUCCGUAUUCUAUACUCAGAGCCCAGGGCUGCAAUUAGAGUCAACGGUCACUUAUCUACACCUUUUAGCCUCGAAAGGGGUACGCUCCAGGGCUGCCCCUUAUCACCCGCGCUUUCUGCCAUUUUUAUUGAGCCACUCGCCCCAAAUGAUCAGAAAUAAUUUGAACAUAGCUGCAGUGAUGAUAGGAGAAAAUGAACACUGAUGGAUAUAAUUUCCAAACACUGUUAAUGACUUCAGAAUAUAAUAAUCAAGUGCCUUGUAUUAUUAAUU